Messenger RNA from Leopardus geoffroyi (Geoffroy's cat), 2025 nucleotides. RefSeq names its product translocator protein 2 (gene TSPO2). The record is from RefSeq and is a predicted model, not a curated record. NCBI's taxonomy places the organism in Eukaryota, Metazoa, Chordata, Mammalia, Carnivora, Felidae. Bases 1240 to 1752 code for a protein of 170 amino acids. The transcript has 5 exons. Gene Ontology annotation, molecular function: cholesterol binding. Gene Ontology annotation, cellular component: membrane; endoplasmic reticulum.
CCCAGAAGUCAGAGGUCUUAAUAGUCUGGGUCUGGGAGGGAGGAGACAGAGAAAGAGAAAACCUGGGGACAGGUGAACCCCUCCCUACAAUGCCCUCUGCUGGCGAGUGGCUGCCCCAGCCAGAGGCUAUUGAACUGACAGCCGGCAGAAGGCAAUAAUAUCUACCUCGUGAGGGAUAAGCAUGGUCAUUAUUGAGCUAAUAACUGUAAAAUGCUCGCCCCAAAAUGGGUGCUCCAUGAGCGGCAACUCUUGUCACCGAGGGCUGGCCUCCUGCAGUUGGGGACCAUGGUGAGCUCCCCAGCACACCCCCGCCCCAAUUAUCUCAUAGAAAAUAAGUAACCGCCACUGAUUUCAUCUCCGUUAAUGAUUCUCCAGCCUCCUGUCCCCUACCGCAACCCCCUCCCCUCCACCACCUUCCCCAAGGUAGAAGAGAGAGGAUGGGGUAAACUCCUCCCAGGGAUGCCCAGGUCCCCAGAGUGGAGAGAUGGGGAAAAGGAGCAAUGGCGAGCAGCCAAUCUGGGAAGGAGACCUCAUGAGUAAAGGACUAGCAAAGGAGAGGUGCUUGGAAUUUUAUAGGUAUGAAAAGGGUAGGUGUUAGUCUUUGCUGGACAAAGCUCUGUCUGAGUCACAUAGGAGGCUGCUUUGUCCUCUGAGUCAUGAAGUUGUAGGGAUUUGUGAAAAUCCGUCAAGCUCGAGUUCUGAGAGGGGAAGGCCCAUGCCAACUUGGCUAUAACCUAUGUCCUAUAACCUGUGUCCAUAUAUCAUGAACUCCUUUCCAAAGCUGAUGCUUGCCCCCCUUGGGGAUAAUCCCAGUUACAGGAAAGUCCUGGGGAAAUCUGAGGGUCUGCACCACCCGUGGACACAAAGCCAGCUCAUGGAAUGUGCAUACCACAGGUUCCAGAAGUCUUGUAGCCUGAGGCUGAGCCCGCCCAGAAGUCCGGGUGUCACAGAGCCAAAGCCUCAACCCUUCUAUCAAGGGGCCCACUCCAGAGGCCAAGUCUAGUAGACCGGGGGAGGGGGGGGCUCUGCUAAAUGAAACCCUUCAGGACCAUGCAGGCAGCCAGCCUUCCAUACACCCCAGCCAAUGCCACCACUCUGUCAUUGGAGAAAGGCAGACCAGAUGGAGCCUCACUCCGCCCUUCUCCCGUCCCCCACCCUCCUCUGCCUUGCACACAACAUAUAGCAUCGAGCACUUGGCCUGAGAAGUGUGCUGCCUGAGAUUUGCUCUCCGUGAGGAGAAUGCAGCCUCAAGGAACCAUCUUUGUGGCUCUUCCCCACCUGGGGCCCAUCCUGGUCUGGUUGCUCACCCGUCGAACGUCUGGUUGGUACGACAGCCCAAAGAAGCCACCCUGGUGCCCACCUCACAAGGUCUUGAUGGCAGGGUGGAUAACCAUCUACUUCGUCAUAGGCUAUGCCUCCUACCUGGUGUGGAAGGACCUGGGAGGGGGCUUUGGGAGGCCCCUGGUCCUGCCUCUCGGCCUCUAUGCUGUGCAGCUUGCCAUCAGCUGGACUGUCCUGAUUCUCUUUUUCGUAGCCCGCACCCAUGGUCUGGCCCUGCUACACCUGCUGCUGCUCUACGGGCUGGUGGUGAGCACAGCGUUGAUCUGGCAUCCCGUCAACAAGCUGGCUGCCGUGCUCCUGCUGCCUUACCUGGCCUGGCUCACCGUGACUGCUUCCAUCGCCUACCGCCUGUGGAGGGACAGCCUCUGUCCAAGCCAGCAGCCUCAGCCCAGUGGGGAGAAGAGCGACUGAGGCACCAGGGACAGGAGAGGAGGGAGGAUGGCCAGGGUAGGGGUAGAAGAGAAUGGCAAGGAGGGCUGUGGAGCUAUUCUGGAGAGAGGGAAGGUGGGGGGCCAGGGAGCGAUGAAUCCCUAGAGACGACUCGGCCCAGGGUGGUCACCGUCCCGGGUCCCCCGGUGCCAAUUUUCAUUCCGAUUUCAGAAAUGGGAAGAAAGGGAAGAAACUUAUUCUACACUUAAUAUGAAUUAAUUAAUCCUGCACUAAUAAAUUAAUUUAGUGAUAUCA